AGCCAACCCUUCCUGCAGGAGGAACAGUGAAGCACCAGCUCACUUGCUUGUCCUGAGACUCUGCUUCAAGGUGAGCAAGAGCCCCGUCACUUGAAGUCCUCCCCACGAUGCUGUUGCUGCUGCUGCAGGUCUUGGCGAGCUGCCUCUGGUUGGGACACAGUGAGGUGGUGACAUCCUUUGAAAGCUCAUGCCCUCAGUUCUUCUUCCAAAAUACCCCCCCAAAUGAAGCCCUGGUACCACAGAACCCAGCCUGGAUCUGCCAGCGUUACAAUAACCGGUAUUACUUUGCCACCCUGUAUGACAAGACCAGGCGUAUUCCUGUAUACUCGGCUUACAUCUACCAGCCUGCAUCUUGCGGGAGACCCAAAACAUGGCUUGUUGAGCCCGAGCUGAUUAGCCCAGCUUAUCCCAAAAUGAUGAAAACAGAGCAGAGCCUCUCGAAAGAGUUCAAAAUCACCUUAGAGGAGAUCGGCAAGCACCAGGCUGUCCUCCAGGACUACACGAACCUGAAUGGUUUGAACCGGGGUCAUUUGAACCCCUGCUGCCACCAACCUGACUCUGACAGCAAGGCAGCAACCUUCACCCUCACCAACAUCGUGCCCCAGAACGAGAAGCUCAAUGGCGGUGCCUGGAGCAUCUACGAACAGCAGACCAUGAUCAAGAACACUGAGGGCUGUAAAAAAACCUAUGUUGUCGUGGGUGCUGUGCCUGGCAACAACUACAUCGCCAACGGGAGGGUGAAUAAACCCAGCUACAUCUGGGCAAGUGCCUGCUGUGAGGUGAAUGCCAAGGUUAGGAAGACUUGGGCAGUCAUUGCUGAGAAUGAUAGAGAUGAGGUGGAGAGCCUCACACUGGGGGAGCUGGAGGAUAAGCUGACCAAGCUCUAUGGGAGAAGCCAGGUUUCUCUGUUUGACAGUGCCUGUCCCCGGAAAUAAGCCCCACUACACAUUCCAAGUGUAAGAGGCUCAGAGGCUUUGUCCACAUGUCCUGUGCAGCAUCUGUCCUGCUUCCUUCUCCAGUGGUUUUCCAGCUCUUAAAAAGGAGUACUUGGCCUGGCCACUCUGGAGGGGCAGGCUGGAUGACAGCCAUGGGUGUUAGAAAAGGGUGAAAUUUUAUG
Messenger RNA from Melopsittacus undulatus (budgerigar), 1117 nucleotides. Its product is annotated as endonuclease domain-containing 1 protein-like. The record is from RefSeq and is a predicted model, not a curated record. The transcript has 3 exons. Bases 108 to 935 code for a protein of 275 amino acids. Lineage: Eukaryota; Metazoa; Chordata; Aves; Psittaciformes; Psittaculidae. Gene Ontology annotation, molecular function: hydrolase activity; metal ion binding; nucleic acid binding.